Molecule: messenger RNA, 1290 nt
Organism: Parascedosporium putredinis
Lineage: Eukaryota; Fungi; Ascomycota; Sordariomycetes; Microascales; Microascaceae
Source: the annotation of a GenBank genome assembly
AUGGGGGAGGGAUAUCGAAGUGGCGCGGAGAAAGGCGCUCGCGUGCUUCGAGAUGAACCAGGCAUCCCCGGCGGCCUCAUCCCCGCCAUCCCCGGCGUCACCGAGCCCCUCGCGGACAUUGCUCCUCCUCUCCCUGUGCUCCAGGUGCCCACUCCCGCCCUGCCCAGCCCGCCUUUCAGCGCCUCCAACAUCAAGCCUAAGAAGAUUGGCUACUUCUGGACCGGCGCCGGCGACAACAAGCACAAGGAUUUCCUCGUCGCCACCAGUCUCGACGAUGAUACCUUCGGCACCGUCAUCGACAUCGCCGAUGUGCCCACCAGCGGCAACUCGCCCCACCACUUGAGCCCCUCCACCGACGGCAAGACCCUCCUCGGCGGCGGUCUCCUGUCCCUGCUCAAGACCCAGGACACCGCCUUCUACUUUGACGUGUCCGACCCCUACCGCCCCAAGUUCCUCAAGAGCAACAGGGCUCUUCUCAGCUCCAUCGUGGACGAGAUCCGCGCCAAGCCCGACGGUGGCUUCUUCAUCACCUACAUGGGCAGCGCCGUCGGCACCUCCCCGGCCGCCUCGUCGAGACCGACGCCGACUUCAACAUCAUCCACGAUUCUCCCCCACGGCCUGUCCAUCGACUUCGAAAAGGACAUCAUCCUCACCUCCGACUUCGUCGUGCCCCUGACCGUCCUCAAGCCCAGCUUGGGCGCCAAGUACGCCAACACCCUGCGCCUGUGGAACCUCUCCACCCGCAAGAUCUUGUCCACCAUCACCAUUCCCGAUUGCCGUCGCUACCGGAACCGUCUGGAUCAUCUACCCUUCCGCACCGGUCCCAACGGCCAGCCCGGCACGGCCGAGCUCCUCUACGAUCUCGGCGACAAGGCCAAGAACUCGGUCGCCAUCUACUCCGACAUCUCCGACGACGGCAAGUUGGCCUACUUCUCCAUCACCCUCGGCAACCACGUCGCGGCCCUCGACAUCUCCGAUCUCAGCAACGUCAAGCGCCUCGACGACCCCAACGAGCAGCAGCCCAUCAUCGGUCCCCACUACGUCAAGAUCUCUCCCGACAAGAAGAACCUCCUCGUCACCGGCUACUUCGUUCAGGGCGGCGAUAUCUCCAUCUUCAACACCCCCGGCGACUACAAGGCGCACUGGAUUGAUAUCCUCGACGACGGCAGCCUCAGCUUCAACAGGACCAUCGACUUCGAGUCCAUCUUCACCCGCGACCGCGGUGGUGCUCGCCCCCACUCCUCCGUCAUCUAUGACCUUACUGACCCCGAGAACCCCAAGUACUACUAA